Messenger RNA from Schistocerca serialis cubense, 4107 nucleotides. It is a transcript of the gene Cph, whose product is annotated as B-cell lymphoma/leukemia 11A. The record is from RefSeq and is a predicted model, not a curated record. Gene Ontology annotation, cellular component: nucleus. The transcript has 9 exons. Bases 1 to 4107 code for a protein of 1368 amino acids. Gene Ontology annotation, molecular function: DNA-binding transcription factor activity; RNA polymerase II cis-regulatory region sequence-specific DNA binding. Gene Ontology annotation, biological process: regulation of transcription by RNA polymerase II. Lineage: Eukaryota; Metazoa; Arthropoda; Insecta; Orthoptera; Acrididae.
AUGGACAAAGGGACAGCCAACAACCCUGGAAACGGUAAAGGGCGAGUGCGCAUGCGCGCCGCCCUGGACCCACCCCCGCCACCUCGGCCAGUGGUCAGCGCCCGGCCACCUGUUGAUGGGGGUGGCCACCCCCGCAGUCCGCGCGUAGCCGUGUCAGACGCCGAGUCGCCGCCCGGACAGGACACGCUGACAUGCGGCGGCUGCGCCAAGGCGUUCGCGCUCGCCGACAUCGUGCGCUUCAUCCAGCACAAGGUGCUCUCCUGCGCCGCCGCCCCCGCCGCCUCCGCUGCCUCCACCACCGCCCCCGGCACGCCCUGCAACAACAACAACAACAACAGCGGCGCCGCCGCCAAGGACGACUACGACAGCGACGGUGGCAGCACCGGUGGGGUGGUGAGCUCUCGCCGGCCCAGCAUUUCGGCGCCCAUCACGACGCGGAAGGCGCGCCCACCGCCCGCCGCCUCCCCGUCCGCCCCCGGGGGCGGCGAGGCGUCGCCGCUGCCGCUGCUGCCGAUGCUGUCGCCGCCGCCGCCCAGCUCGACGCCCAAGCGUCGCGGCGCCGACAGCGACGACGAGGAAUCGCUGGCCGACGCGAAGCCGCCGCGCGGGCUCGUUAAGCUCGAGGACGCCGCCUCCUCGCCCGAGGACGCCGCCUCCGGCGUCAAGCGCUGCAAGACCGACGUCGCCGACGCCGAGUCCAACACCACCAACUCAGAACCCACCAGCCUGGUGUGCUACACGUGCAAGCUGCGGCUGCAGUCCGCGUGGCGCCUGGUGCAGCACGUCCAGACCUGCCAUGGCGUCCGCCUCUACGAGUCCAGCCUCGGCGGGGGCGGCGUCGGCGUCGGGAGCGGUGGCCUGCCCUCGCCGCAGAGGCCCGCCGCGCCGCUGCCGCUGCCGCUGUCGCUGGUGCCCGGCGGCAGCUCGGCGGCCGCCAACACGUCGGGAGGCUCGCUCUCGUCGGGCUCGUCGGCCUCGUCGGGCUCGCCCGUCUGCUCGUCGGUCGGGCCGGGAAACGGGCUGGGAGGCGCCGGGAGCACAAGCUGCCUCCUGCCCCCGCCCGGCGCCUCCUCUCUCCUCCAUCCCCCCUCCAGCUGCAGCAGCACCACCACCACCGGCUCGCCGCUACUCCUCCACCAGGUAGCAGUGGAAUUGGGAGCCCACUUCCAAACAUUCCCAAAUGGGAACCCUCCAUCCACACCUCACUCUGCGCCCCAGCAGCCGGGGCCCCUGUGUGGAGGCGGCCUCCCUGCUUGGGCUGCCCUGUACGCAGCCGCCGCCCAGCUCAGCAGUCAGCGCCUGCUCCUCCAGCAGCACCAUCAGCAGCAGCACCAGCUGCAGCAGCAGCAGCACCACCACCAGCGCCACCAGCAGCGCCAACCCGUUUGGCGUGGGUGGCCUCCUGCGGGGGCUGCCGGCGGCGGCCCUGGACCAGCGACCGACGGUGACCACCACUUCCGUAGUAUGGAGCAGCUGGUGCAGGAGCAGCUGCGCCUCAACCCGCUGGCCGCCGCCGCCGCCGCCGUCGCAGCCGCCGCCGCCUCCUCCUCGUCGACGAGCUCCCCGUCGCCGUCGGCCGUCUCGUCGCUCGUCGCGUCGGCGUUCGCGCCGUCGGCGCAGCCGCUGGACAGGAUAGCGGCGGCGGUGGCUGCCGCGACCGCGGCCGUGCCCGGCGCAGGGGGACGGGAGGCAGCGCCGCCCACGCUCGACUUCUACUCGCAGAGGCUGCGACAGCUGGCCGGCACCACCAGCCCGGGGCCCGGGGGCGGCGCCGGAGGCGGAGGCGGCCUGGCUACGUCGCCCUCGCCGCGCAAGCAGAUGCUGACGCCGCCCUUUGGCAGCCCACCCCCACACCACCCCCAGCAGCGGCACGCCACGCCGCCCCCGUCACUGCCCCCCAUGUCCUCCUCCACCUCUACCGUGCCCACCGCCUCCACCUGCAUUCCAUCUACCUGCGCCGCCCCCACAGGACACACCACCAGCCCUGCCGACGCUUCGUCGCCUCUCGCGCUGUCUCUUGAAAAGCAGCAGCAGACGCCGCCCUCGGCAGGCAGCGACCAGCAGCCGGCGCCCGGAACGCCCACACCGCGACCCUCGUCUCCGCGGACGCCGCCCACGGGCCCGGCGCCGACGCCCUCGGACUCCGGCACAGCCGCCCCCGACGACGCCGGUGCCGCCGCCCCCGCCGACGGUGGCGUCGCGCAGAGCGGGCCACUGACACCGUCCGCAGAGCCCGGCUCUCCGGGUCCGGACGCAGUGCGCGCCUGCGAGUUCUGCGGCAAGAAGUUCCGCUUCCAGAGCAACCUGAUUGUGCACCGGCGCACCCACACGGGCGAGAAGCCGUACAAGUGCGCUGUCUGCAAUCACGCGUGCACGCAGUCCUCCAAGCUGAAGCGCCACAUGAAGAUCCACCGGCACUCGGCGUCUGCGCUGGCGCGCGUCACGCGCAGCUCGGUCGCCGCCGCGGCCGCCGCCGCCGCCGCCUCCGACGGCUCCGCCCCCGACGCCACCUCGCACAACAACAACAACAACGGUAGCAACCACACGACGCCCGAAAACGCGUCGCGCACGGGGAGCGUCGAGGCGCUGGACGACGACGACGGCGACGAGGACGACGAAGACGAGGAGGAGGACGACGACGACGACGACGACGAGGACGAGGAGGAGGAGGAGGAGGAGAUGGAGCUGGAGGAGGAGGACGAAGACGACCUGGACGACGACGACCUCGGCGACGGGGACGGCGACGCGCCCGAGGACCUCACCACCAAGUCGACGUCGUCCACUCCGCCGGGCAACGUCACGUCCGGUGGUGGCGGUCAAGGAGACGGCAAGUCCGGAAGCGGUGCGGGGACGCCGAGGCCCGCCUCUGGUGCGCCGGCCACGCCGAUGGACAAGAUCUCUAACCAGGGUUCACUCGUGGGCGAGCUGAUCGACAAGUUCGGCCUGAGCAACAUCCAGCAGUACAGCGAGGCGUACAAGCAGGCGCUGCAGGAGUCGGUGGUCGGUUCGCACCUGAUGCAGCUGAAAGAGGAGAUCCUCGCAGGGCACCACGGGCAGCACCGGUCUGCUCUCAUUUCGGACAACAACAACCAAAAACACCUCUCGACCAGUGCACUGCUGUCAGCGACGAGUAAGGAAAAUGGCCUCACUGUGGAGAAGUCGGCGGCAGCGAUGCGAUUCCGGGAGGAGUUCGCGAAAAAUAUGAUGGCUGCAGGCCAACCGCCUCUGGACUUAAUGGGAGCCCCUCACGGUCUGUUCGGCGCGGCUGCAGCCGCAGCUGCUGCCGCUGCCGCUUUCGACUCCUCUUCGCCGUCGGCCGGCGCCUACGACGCGGCCAGCAAGAGGAUCAAACUGGAAUUGGACCACCACACGUCAUCCGUGUCGCAGCCGGCGCGAAGCGACCGAGCCGGUGAAGGUCCGGGCAGCGGACUUUAUGCCGGACUGUGGCUGCCGGCAAUGGCAGCGGCAGCCCACCACCGCGACCACCUCUUCGGCGGUGCAGGGGCGGGUGACACCGUGGAUCUUCUGGCGAACCACCACCGCAAGGACUCGCUGCUCAAGGUGGGCAAGUCCGGGCCCAGCCCGUCCACCCUCGCCGCGGCCCUCAACCUGGGCCUGCCGCCCACGUCGGCUGCGGCAGCGGCCGCCGCCGCAGUCGCAGCCCAGCAGCAGCAGCAACAGCAGCAGCAGUCACUCAAGAAGGACACGCGCCGCAAUGACACCUGCGAGUUCUGUGGCAAGGUGUUCAAGAACUGCAGCAACCUGACCGUGCACCGGCGCUCGCACACGGGAGAGAAGCCCUACAAGUGCGAGCUGUGCUCGUACGCGUGUGCCCAGUCGUCCAAGCUGACGCGCCACAUGAAGACGCACGGCCGCCUGGGUAAGGACGUGUACCGCUGCCGUUUCUGCGAGAUGCCCUUCUCUGUGCCGUCGACGCUCGAGAAGCACAUGCGCAAGUGCGUGGUGAACCAGAACAGCAAAGCGGCAGCCGCAGCCGCGGCGGCGGCGGCAGCGGCGGCGGCGGCGGCCGCCGGGGGCGGACACCUGCCGCUGGUCGGAGACGACACCGGCGACUCGUCCGCCUCCGCCACCAAGGACGCCACAUGA